Messenger RNA from Leguminivora glycinivorella, 2137 nucleotides. Its product is annotated as maltase A1-like. The transcript has 10 exons. The record is from RefSeq and is a predicted model, not a curated record. Gene Ontology annotation, biological process: carbohydrate metabolic process. The coding region runs from base 49 to 1872 and encodes 607 amino acids. NCBI's taxonomy places the organism in Eukaryota, Metazoa, Arthropoda, Insecta, Lepidoptera, Tortricidae.
AGUCGGUGACCAGUCCUAUUGAAACUAGUCUUAGUAGACCAGGACAUCAUGAGAUUGUUAUUUCUGCUGCCAUGUUUGUUGGCGUAUUGUUUAAGUGAGACGAUUGAGGAUGGGGAAGUGGAUUGGUGGCAGAGUACCAUUUUCUACCAGAUUUAUCCACGGUCGUACGCUGAUAGCGACGGAGAUGGAAUUGGUGAUCUUAAUGGAAUCAGAUCAAAAUUAGAAUACAUCAAGGAACUCGGAGUUGGUGCGAUUUGGCUGUCGCCGAUAUUUCAGUCCCCUAUGUACGACUUUGGGUACGAUAUUGCGGAUUUCUACGCCAUCCAUGAUGAGUAUGGCACGAUGGCUGACUUUGAAGCACUUACGGCAAGAGCUUCAGAACUCGGAAUAAAAGUGGUAUUAGAUCUAGUGCCUAACCAUUCAUCCAAUGAAAGUGAAUGGUUCAAAAAAGCACUGGAGGGUGAUUCGAAAUACUACAAUUAUUUUGUAUGGGAAGAUGGUGUGACUGAUGAGAAUGGAAAUCGACAACCUCCGAAUAAUUGGCUCAGCCAUUUUCACGGCAGCGCCUGGGAGUAUAGAUCAGAAACGGGAAAAUACUAUUUACAUCAGUUCGUUGUCGGUCAGCCAGAUCUUAACUAUCGAAACCCUGAACUGGUUGCCGAGAUGAAUAAUGUUGUCCGUCACUGGCUAGGAAAAGGAGUGGCUGGAUUCAGAGUAGAUGCAGCCAACACUUUAUUCGAAGUUGAUAAAGAAAAAUAUGGUGGCAAGUAUCCUGAUGAACCCUUAUCAGGAGCCGUGGGUGUGGCUUUAGACGACCAUGAUUCGUUGAACCACAUUUAUACUAAGAACCAAAAUGAAACUUACUAUAUAAUCUAUGAUUGGAGAGAUAUUCUCGAUGAGUUUAAAGCCAAAGAUGGGAUGUCAAGGACAAUGAUGACCGAAGUAUAUGCUAGUAUUCAAGAUGUGGUCAAAUAUUUUGGUGUUGGAGGAAGAAACGGUGCACAGAUGCCGUUUAAUUUUGAUCUUAUUACUGAUGUUAAUGCAGCGUCGUCCGCUCCUGAUAUUAAAAGGGCUGUUGAUAAGUUUUUAACAUAUAAGCCUUUGGAUAAAGAUGCAAACUGGGUGGUGGGCAAUCAUGACAACCAUCGGAUGGCUUCGAGAUAUGGCGCCACAUUAGUCGAUGGUAUAAACAUGAUUGUGUUGCUUCUCCCUGGUGUAGGAAUUACUUAUAUGGGUGAAGAAAUUGGUCUCUUGGAUGGUGAAGUCACUUGGGAACAAACAGUUGAUCCUGCUGGAUGUAACACUGAUGCUGACAACUACCAAAGAUAUUCCAGAGACCCUGAAAGAACUCCUAUGCAAUGGAAUUCUCAGGCAAAUGCUGGUUUUUCAAAUGCUUCCACGACUUGGUUGCCAGUAGCCAGUAACUACAGGACAUUAAAUGUGGAAGCCCAAAAAGCAGCCACGAGGUCACAUUUGAAGAACUACCAGGCUUUAGCAAAUUUGCGCCUGGACAAAGUGUUCAGACUUGGACGCUUCGAGUCGCUUGCUUUGAACGAAGAUGUCUUCGCUUUUAAAAGGUGGUACAACGGAGAAGUUUACCUUGUGGUAGUGAACAUGCGAGACACGGCUCACGACGUGAACCUGACAUACUUUGAAAACGUCGAGGGUGACGUCACAGUUGUGAUCAGGAGCGUGGACUCCAAGAAGAAUGAAGGAGAGGUUUUCUCCGCUUCUUCGGUCCCAAUAGACGGGUAUGAAGCUGUGGUGUGGAAGGCAAAAACCAGUGGAGCUACAGAACUGAAGAGUCUAAGCAUUGUAUCACUGUGCUUCGUAUAUUUACUAGUUUAUCUGUAUUCAAAUGCUAACAAUUAGUAGUUUGAAAUUACUUUACGAAGUGCAACAAAUCUUUCAGUGUAAAAAGUGUAUAUUUGUAUAAGGAAAUUGUUUUAAGUAUGGUAAGAUAUGAACGAGCAAGAAUAUAAUUAUGGAAAUUAUGUAUUAUUUAUUGUUGAGAAUGUCUUUAGGCAUUACGUCCACUAUUUGUACUUUAUUUGUUAUAUUGUUCAAUAAAGUUUGAAUAAAUAAAAUAAAAUAAGUACCUAAUUAUUCGCAAUAAUAAAUUUGACAGAAAAACCUA